This is a messenger RNA of Melampsora larici-populina 98AG31, 600 nucleotides long. RefSeq lists its product as uncharacterized. The transcript has a single exon. The record is from RefSeq and is a predicted model, not a curated record. Lineage: Eukaryota; Fungi; Basidiomycota; Pucciniomycetes; Pucciniales; Melampsoraceae. The coding region runs from base 1 to 600 and encodes 199 amino acids.
AUGCUUUCAGGGAAACAAAAAGAAACCAAACAACCAACGCCAGGUCCAUCGAGAAGCCAAGCUACCGCCCUAUUGGAGAUAAGAGAAGCACUCAAUAAAGAAGAGUUCGAAAAGCAUGCGGAACUCAUGACGGCGUACCUGUUACGGUAUAACCCAGAAAAACUCAGAAUCUUGUCAAUCGAAACCGAGCAAGCACCGGUAGUAAAGACGAGCCAGACAAACAAAGAUCCCAUCCCUCCUACAGAGAAUACUAUUCCUAUACCAACACCUUCUAUGGCAAAAAAUCCACGGUCAGGAAAGUCAAAACCUACCAGCACCGCAAGAAACAUCCCAGCCGGUAGACCAAUGUCUGAGAACAAAGACGAUGAAGAUCAUAGACAAGAAACUCGGAAGGGCAACUUCGUCGAAAAUGGGAUUGAAUUCGCAGAUGGGAAAGUGCCUAGCCACCAUAUGACGCAGUUGACCGUGUUCUGGGACAAUCGAAUCAGGAAGUUCAAGGGAUACGUACCGGUAUCUAUGUUUAACCAAGCAUGGUUAGAGGCCAACGGACAAGUUGAAGGAAGGAAGUCAUCAAAGAAAAAGAAAAGAGACAACGAAUAG